UCACGUAUUUCCCAAGUAUGCUAAAAGCGGAUGUUUUCCACUCGGUGCCCUUACUUCCGGGUAUCUUAGCUAACUAGCUAGCUGUCCAGACCGACAAACUGACUUAACUUGUGACAAUGACAGCACUAGCAUAGUUGACUGAGCUGGCUGAAAAUGAGGAGCAUUCUUUUAAUUGCCUUGCUGGCUCCUUGUUGGGUCAACAGUGCAAUUAAAUCAAGAGUUAUUACGGAAGAGAAUCACGAAGAAAACCCCGAGUUCGAUGCUCUGAACUCCAUCCUGUCAGAUUUUGAGGUGCUCCCAUUGUCAGGCCUCCAGCUGCACUCUGUAAGGAAGAGGGACGUCCACACCCAGUCUCACCUGGAGCGCCUAGUGAGCUUUAGGGCCCUGCACAGAAAUUUCAAGCUUUACUUGACCACCAACACAGACCUUUUCACUGACAACUUUAAAGCGGUGUUUGUUGAUAAACAUGGAAGUGAGGAAAACUACGAUGUUCAUCUUCAGAACUAUUUCACUGGACAUGUUGUAGGAGAGGAGAAUUCACGUGUGCAGGCACACAUAGAAGGAGAUGAGUUUUCUGCUCACAUUCUAACUGAUGCAGCAGAGUACAACGUAGAGCCCCUGUGGAGGUUUACAGAUUCCCCAGCUGAUGGCAGGUUGCUGGUUUAUCGCUCAGAUGACAUCAGGAAUCUGAGCCGCAUUGUCUCUCCAAAAGUGUGUGGUUACAUCCACGCAGAGGCUAAGGAGCUGCUGCCAGAGACUGCCAGGGAUUUGGAUGGGCAGGAGGAGGUGGACCAAGAAAAGGGGUCCCACCACAGAGAAAAGAGACAGGCUCACAAUCACAAGAAGAAUACCUGCCCCCUGUUGCUAGUUGCAGAUUACCGCUUCUUUAAACACAUGGGCCGCGGACAAGAGAGCGUCACUCUCAACUACCUGAUUGAGCUGAUUGAUCGAGUUGAUGACAUUUAUAGGAACACAACCUGGGAUGAUGAAUUCAAAGGCUAUGGGGUCCAGAUCCAUCAGAUUAUCAUAAACAAGGAGCCUACAAAGCCUCCCCCUGGCCAAGCUGGCACCGGCUGGGUCCACUAUAACAUGGAAAACAGCCCUGUGAGUGGAAAGGCGGUCUGGGAUGUAAAGAGACUUCUGGAGCAAUUCAGCUCAGACAUAGCUGACAACGCCUCCACUGUAUGUCUGGCCCACCUGUUCACCUACCAGGAUUUCGACGAGGGCACCCUAGGGCUGGCGUACGUGGCCCCCUCCAAACCUCAGGCACUGGGCGGCCUCUGCCCAAAACCAUACUACCCAUCUCACUCUGUAAAGAAGCCCAGUUACCUCAACACAGGCCUGACCAGCACCAAGAACUAUGGCAAAACCAUCCUAACAAAGGAGGCAGAUUUGGUAACAACUCAUGAGCUGGGCCAUAACUUUGGAGCAGAGCACGAUCCUGACAACAUCGCUUACUGUGCUCCCAGUGACGACCAGGGCGGGAAGUUUGUCAUGUACCCUAUAGCUGUGAGCGGAGACCAUAUCAACAACAAGCGCUUCUCCAACUGCAGCAAGAUCUCCGUAGGAAAGACGUUACGUUUCAAGGCUCCCGUGUGUUUCAAGGAGAGGAACAGUAAGGUGUGUGGGAACUCCAGAGUGGAGGAUGGAGAGGAGUGCGACCCCGGGCUACUCCACCUCAACGAAGACCCCUGCUGCUCAGCCAACUGCAAAUUCAAAGGCGGUGCACAGUGCAGCGACAGAAACAGCCCUUGUUGUAGGAAUUGCAAGUUUGAGCUCGCAAGAACGAGGUGCCAGGAACCCAUUAAUGCUACCUGUAAAGGCAUAUCCUCCUGCACAGGCAACAGCAGUCAGUGUCCACCCCCUGAAAACGCUGCUGACGACACUGUGUGUGUGGACAACGGCCGGUGUCUCAAUGGAGAAUGCAACCCUUUCUGCGAGGCCAUGCAGAAACUCAAGUCCUGUGCUUGCAAUGAGACGGAGAACUCCUGUAAAGUGUGCUGCAGGGGAAAAGGUGGCGCCUGCUCUCCCUUCAUCCAGACCAAUGGCAGUUUUCUUUUCCUUCGCAAAGGAAAACCCUGCACUGUGGGCUUCUGUGACGGGAACGGAAAGUGCAUGAAACAGGUGCAGGAUGUGAUCGAGAGGCUGUGGGAUUUUAUCGACAAGCUGGACAUUAACACAUUUGGGAAGUUUCUGACUGAUAACAUAGUGGGCUCUGUCGUGGUGUUUUCACUUGUCUUCUGGAUUCCUCUCAGUAUCCUGGUUCACUGUGUGGACAAACGACUUGACCAGCAGUAUGAGGAGAACACAAAGUCCUUCUAUUACCCUCCAAGCAGUCAAGAAAUGCUGAGCAACCUCGAGUCGGCGGCGGUGCGCAUCGUCAAGCCUCCUCAGCCUCUCUCAUCCUCCGUCGGCCGGACCGCGCCCUUCUCCCUGCCCCCUCAGCAGCAGAGCCAGGUCACUGCCUCUCUCGCGUCCAGCACCAGUACCCAGGCCCCCGACCCGAGCUACGGCGCCACCCAGGACAGCGCAGGGGGGCCGCGGAUGGACACCAUCCAGGAGGACACCAGCAGCGACUCUCACCUGGGAGAGGAGUGCCUGUCGGACGAUUUCACAACCGCAGGAGCCUGCUCGUCGGCUACGAAAUCCUCCUACGAGGAUCUGACAGAGCAGAACCCCGCAGCCAGGGACCGGCGGCGCCUCAAGAGGCAGGAAUGCUUUGAGGCGGACACAAAAGAGACGGAGUGCUGAGAUGAAAUCACCAGUACUUUUUGUUUAAAAGCAAAAUAUUGCAACACAUACCUGAUGUGUGUUUAAGGGAACAUGCAAAUAACAUGCAGCUUCAAAACAAAUUUUAAAAUCCCAAAUCAGACGGCAAUUGUUCAAAGGUAAUGGCAUACGUGUUUUGCAGGUCAGAUUUGGUGUUAAACCGAACGAAGAACAGCAUGAGAUGUGGAUAUUAUUCAGUCAGCUUCAACUUGAAUUGAACCACCACACAGAUUAUACAUGAGAAGUCACUAUAAGAAGUAAGUAGUUACUGGUGAAGUCAUGUUUUUGUGGGUAAAUGGUUUCUGAAUAUGCAUUAUGAAAACAUGUAUACAAAAAAAAAAACUGACACAUAGAUCCCAAAGCUCUAUCCAAUUUGGCCAGUGUGUCUUGUAAAAAAAAAAAAAAAAAAAAAAAAACCUAAGCUAUGAUUGUGGAUUAUAACUUGAAAAAAAAAGUUAACAGCUUCAGCCUGGCCUUUUCUCUCCUAAAUGCUCGUUCAAAGUACUGUCUUCAUAGCACAACAGUUUAACAGUCAAAUUAUGUGAUAUAUUAUUAAUUCUGUAGUUAUUUUACCAUAAAAAGAAAACAUUUUAGUGUGAUCUAUUAAACAACAAACGUUGACUUAAACUGAGUUUUAUCACUUGAAGUAUUUUUCACAUCACUGGAGCAUUGAAAUGCGUUUUUUACAUGUUCUUAAUGUGCUGUGUGUCAUUAAUAGUUUCUUUUUUUUUUUUUUAUUGUAUGUUUGUAUAAUGUUUUGACACCUUUGUACUUAUGAUGCAACAUUUUAAUACUGAGCAGGGACAAGUGGUCUAUUCAGUAUUUCAUUUAUUUGUCCAGCUGUUGAAACUUUAAGAGGUUCUAUCGUGUGUAUGAAACAUGGUGCCUUUUCUGAUUUAGUGCCUAACCGUUCUGAGUCAACUUUGAUUUCUGUGCAAAACUUCCAAUAGUUGAACAUGAAUCUGGACAAUCUGAAAAUUAAUUUAAAAAAACUUCCAGAGGUGCUCAAAUGUUAUUUUUACGCUUUGUUUUCUGUCCUUGUGCCAAUAUGACUUGUGCACCUCACUGUUAUUAUAUGCUGUCUCACCACUGUUGCCUGCUGUGUCACAUGUUAAAAUUGUAAAAUAUGUAUUUAACUGUAGGUCAAGAAAAAAACUAGACCGUGUAGCUAACAGUGACUACCGGGUUGAUGUAAACGGUUACACAAUGAGCAGAUGUCUUGUGUCAUAUUCUGAUUGUGUUUAUUCUUAAUGUUUCUCUUUUUUUUAAGUUCCUCACUUGCAUUACCUACACACAUCUCAAAAUAAAAAAAAUCUUUAUUGUGCAUUUUAAA
Molecule: messenger RNA, 4102 nt
Organism: Perca flavescens (yellow perch)
Lineage: Eukaryota; Metazoa; Chordata; Actinopteri; Perciformes; Percidae
Gene: adam17a
Product: ADAM metallopeptidase domain 17a
Exons: 19
Coding region: 154-2751 (865 amino acids)
Biological process (GO): membrane protein ectodomain proteolysis; Notch signaling pathway
Cellular component (GO): plasma membrane
Molecular function (GO): metalloendopeptidase activity
Source: RefSeq, a predicted model, not a curated record